AUGUCGAAUCAGAAUUUCGUGGCACCGUUUAUAUCAGCUGGUGUUCGACAAGAUCUUCAUGCACUAUUCAACAAGUUCAAUCAAUUGGAUUCCGUGCGGUUAAGCUAUUUCACAUCGAUUUUUCGGGAUGUGAAAUUCGACACGAUUUUGCAUCAUAGAAUAUCGCCCGCGGAAUACAGAGAGCAUGUCGAAUUUGUGCUUCAACAAUCCGCCAACUAUUUCCGCACACAUGAUGAUUAUCAAAAUAUGCGAACUGUCGCGCAGCGGAUUUUUGGGAUUUAUACAACGUAUGCUUUGUACCAUUGUCAACCAUUAGACCAAAUUUGUAAAAUACGAGUUACUACUCAACAAUUGCGAGAUUUAUUGGAUUUUGAAAAAUAUUUGAUUAGCGAAAAACAUUUGGAUGCGGCUGCUUGUAUACAUGUUUUGAUUGCAAAGCAAGCGUUUCAUAUUUGUCUUUUUCAAAGUAGUGUAAGUUUUUUUGGUUCUUGAUUUAGGUGAACUUUGUUGUGAUGAUGUUCCCUAUUUAUAGUACGACCCCGCUUGCCAUAAAAAAUACAUGAACGAGGAAGAGACUUGGAAAAUCGCAAAAGUUGAGGAACCCUUCGACUGCCUCCGGAAACUUGCCGAAGGCGAGGUUUUCAAUGAAAUGUGCCUUCUUCAUCGCAGUUAUAUAAAAGGAAAAGAGAAAUUCGGGAUUAAGGCGAACUAUAUUGAUACGAAAAACCCGCUAGAAAUGCUGAGAGAGACUAUUGAAACGCAUCAAAGAUUACUGAAAGUUCGACAGGAAACGGGAAGGGUUGUGAAUUUGAAGCAGCAACCGAAUUCUGAAGAUGAAGGUGAAGCUGAAGAUAGAGCUGGAAGUUCAGCGGAUGUUUCUGCUGGAAAUAGUCGGGGUGAUGCUAGAAACAAGGCUUAUACAUCAAAGUUUAAGCAUACUAGAAAUCGCCGAUAUUUGGAUCCAAAUAUGGAGGGUAAGAGAAUUUUGCUGAAAAUAAUGUUUUCAGACAAUUUUCAAUUAACUAGAUGGUUUUUAUGUUUUUUUUUUAAUCAUAGAAAUUGUUUUUGAUUAAAAAUGAGUCAUGUUCGGCUUUUCAUUCAAGUUUUUCCGGGUGAAAUAUGAUUUUGAUUAAAAGUCGAUAAAUUAGGAAAAAACAAAAUAUUGAUUUUUCAAUUUUUGGAAAUGGUGUUGUUUUAAAUUUGAAAAAAAACCUAGCGAAAAUUCCAAUAAAAUUUUAUUACCGGGAAAACCACAUUAAAUUUUUCAACUGUUUUUCUGAAAAUAUACAAUUUUGACGGAAAAUCCUGUAUUUAUUUCAAAUUUUUAGCUGAAAAUCUUCGAUUUAGAACGAAAACUGAAAAAUGCCGGUACCCAAAUCCCCCUUAUUCCUUCACAUUUUCAAAAACAUUCCGAAAAAGUGGAAUGUUCCAUAUUUCGGUGAUGCGAAAAUGCGCGGGAAUAUUGUGGGAAUUUGGGUACCCGCGCAUGGGGAACCUAUGCCCAAAUUUUGAAUUUUUAUUGGGAAUCUUGGAAUUUUCGUUCUAAAAUAGUUAUCUGAAAAAUGCCGGUACCGAAAUCCCCCUUAUUCUUUCACAUUUUCAGAAAAACAUCUCGAAAAAGUGGAAUGUUCCAUAUUUCGGGAAUGGGAAAAAGUGCUGGAAUAUUGUGGGGAUUUGGGUACCCGCGCAUGGGGAACCUAUGCCCAAAUUUUUCUUGAAUUUUUCCAGAAAACUUUGGCCAUCUCAAAACAUUCGGCGAUUUGGCUCAAGAAAUAUUGGAAGAAGAAGAAGAAGAAGAUCAAAGACCAUCCACUUCCACAUUCAAAAGUCCAGAAAAAAAGAGGAGAAAAAAGCGAGGCGAAGAUAUUCAAGCACAUGACGAAGAUGCGGAAGCUGCUGAAGUGCUCAGAAAUUCGCUGGACGGGAUUUUCAACCCGGAAGGAGAGCUGGAAGCUGGAAAUUCGAAAAAUUCAAAGAAAACUGCGAGAAAAGCGCCGAAACGAAAGGAAAAUGCGAAUAUUAUAUCAGUACCUGGGAGUGAAGAAGGGGAAACAAGAGUUGCGAUAUUGUCACCGGAAAAGAAACCGAAUAUUCCAGGUUUGGUUGAAAAUCGAUAUUUCCUGGUGAAAAAUUCCAAAUUUUCAGAACAAUGGACCUCGCGACUUCGAAAUAUCGAUAAAGUCAAAAGUAAAGCAGAUAAGGCUUUGGAGCGAAUCGAAUCGAGAAUCAAAAAAGAAGAGGAAUCUGGCGCAUUUUGA
Messenger RNA from Caenorhabditis angaria, 2258 nucleotides. NCBI's taxonomy places the organism in Eukaryota, Metazoa, Nematoda, Chromadorea, Rhabditida, Rhabditidae. The record is from the annotation of a GenBank genome assembly.